This is a messenger RNA of Micropterus dolomieu (smallmouth bass), 1599 nucleotides long. RefSeq names its product leucine-rich repeat-containing protein 52-like. Gene Ontology annotation, molecular function: potassium channel activator activity; transmembrane transporter binding; voltage-gated potassium channel activity. Gene Ontology annotation, cellular component: voltage-gated potassium channel complex. The coding region runs from base 604 to 1599 and encodes 331 amino acids. The transcript is spliced from 2 exons. The record is from RefSeq and is a predicted model, not a curated record. NCBI's taxonomy places the organism in Eukaryota, Metazoa, Chordata, Actinopteri, Centrarchiformes, Centrarchidae.
AGCUGUCAGAGCGCAGUGGAAGGGCGCACUUUCCAUCGCGCGCCUAAGAAAAACCGGCUUGUCUGCUGGACAGUGGGGUACCACAGACCCCAACACACACACUCAGACCAAUACAGCCAACGACGUUUGCGAACGGGGAGUCGAUAUCCAGGAUUCAAUCAAUCAAUUUUGGGCAAGUCACGGCAUUUGUUUGGAAAGUAAAUAAACAAUGCGCUCCGCCGGCGACAACUAUUCUCAAAGAUGAGUCACCGAGGGGGCGAUCGCCAACAUCCAGUGGUUCUGUGGUCUCCUCAGGCGGGACUAAGCCCGGUAAGCUCUCCCACAGAGCAAAACGCGUCUUUCGGUCACCUUCUGAAAUGAUGUCUCGUGGCGAGAUGCGUGGCGCGCCAGAGUGCGUGUGAGUGACUGACCGAUAGUCUUUCUGAGAGAGAAGAGAGGCUGGAUAUAAACAGCAGCCGGGCUUUCAGGCAGCGACAGCCAGACACUCAGAGCAGCCACCUCGCCUCUCUCACAGCUCCUCAGACUCAUGCAGGAUGCCCGGAGAGCGCCGGGGAGUCCUGGUCCAGCUCAGCCCGAGUUCAUGACGCUCUGGGUGGCCUCGUCAUGCGUCUGUUGCCUGAGCCCAGCGCCCAGUCCUUCCGUAUCCUCUUCCUCUUUAUCUUCGUGAUGGGGGUGACCCCUUCCCCGGCUCUCACAGCCGGCUGCCCAGACAGGUGCGUGUGCGACGAUCAGCUGGUGGUCCAGUGCGCCGGGCAGGAGCUCACCGUGUUCCCCAAUGACCUGCCCUUAGCAACCCGGCAGCUCAUCAUCUCCAACAACCGCAUCGGGGACCUUCCGGCGCUGCAGCUCAACUACCUGUCCGACCUGGUCUAUCUGGACUGCAGCAACAACUCUCUGACCGAGAUCUCCGAGUCCACAUUUGGGAAUUUGCGAAAACUCGCAUACCUGGACUUGUCGUUCAACACUUUGCUGCAGAUCGAGGACCGGACUUUCGGGCCCCUGGCGUCUCUGGUCAUGCUCCGGCUGACGGAUAACCCGUGUCUGGGGGAGAUCCACCCAGAUGCCUUCUCGGAGAACAUGGCUCUGCAGGUGCUGGAUGUGAGCCGGAACAACCUGACGGCCCUCAACAUCAGCAGCCUGAUCGCCCUCCCUGCUCUGCGGUCUCUGGGGCUCAGCGGCAACCCCUGGAGUUGCGACUGUGACACGGAGGACCUCUGCCUCUGGGUGCAGAUAGAGGGCUUCAAGUUCCAAGAUGAAGGCCAGACAGUUUGCCACAAUCCCCCAGAGCUGGCGGGCCAGCGGUUGGCGGAGGUCGGCAUGCAGCUGCGGGCAGACUGCCAUCAAGGCCUGGGCUACUGGGACUACCUCUUCUUCAUCGCCAUCGGCUUUGUCAUCUUCUCGGCCGGUACAGUGUCAGCCUGGGUGAUGGGCGUGCUCAUGGUGCUGUACGAGCGCUACAGCAAAAGGAAGAGCGAGGACAUGGACAGCGACGACGAGGAGGAUAGAGCAGGGAUGGGCGGAGGAGGUGGAGGAGGUGGAGGAGGAGGAGGAGGGAACCAGGGGAAUGGGGAUCUGAGCAAGCCCAGCAUGCAGGUGUGA